UCUUCUUCUUCUAUAGUUAAAAAAAUGUUUAGGUUUGGAAAUUUCGAGUCUGCUGUAUCUUAAAUCAUUCUAUAGAAGUCUAGGGACACCUGUUUUGUUUUGAUGUUGUGCAGUCAUUGAGAUGAUAUCCACAACCACCAGUCCUGAGAUCAUCGUUCUCUAGACAGACGGAUCAGAGAACGACGGAUUAGUACCGGUGGUUAUGGAUAUCAUCUAGAGAACGACAUUUUUGGAGAGUAUCCCAUAAAAAGGUCACAGAAACUUCAAAAAUUGUGGUUUUAAUUUGUCUGCAUUCAAGAAUGCAACUUACUAGUUUUGAGAAAAGAUUGUGAUUGGAACUAAUAUGAGAGAGGAUAUCUUCAUUGGGAUGACGCAGACGAGUUCAAUCCUGAGAGAUGGCCUCUAGAUGGACCAAACCCAAAAUGAGACAAACCAAAACGUCAGUUACUUGCCGUUUGGUGGAGGGCCGGGGAAAUGCAUAAGCGACACGUUUGCUUCUUUUGAGAAUGUGGUGGUGGCAAUUGCAAUGCUUAUUCGAAGAUUUUACUUUCAGACUGCACCAGGAGCUCCUUCGGUGAAAAUGACUAAUAGGAUACACAACACAGAAGGAUUGAAAUUGAUGGUAACGAAGAGAACAAAACCUCUCGACUAACCAUCUGCUCCUCUAGAUGAGCUUUCCCCUACUCUGUCUUGAGUCCUCAUCUUUGCAAAACUGAAAUAAACAACUAGACAUGCUUAAAGAAGAAGAAGCAAAAAUCUUGUGUUAGAACAAAUGAUGUAGAAUUUGUUGGAACAAGGUCACUGCUUCUGAUUAUUUCUCUGCAUUAUGUUUAUGCAGACAAGUAGAAUGUAAAAAAUUAUUACUCUCUGAACAGAAAUUGUUUUUAUCUGCA
Brassica oleracea var. oleracea is the source of this 893-nucleotide messenger RNA. Its product is annotated as protein LUTEIN DEFICIENT 5, chloroplastic-like. The transcript has 4 exons. Bases 407 to 652 code for a protein of 81 amino acids. NCBI's taxonomy places the organism in Eukaryota, Viridiplantae, Streptophyta, Magnoliopsida, Brassicales, Brassicaceae. The record is from RefSeq and is a predicted model, not a curated record. Gene Ontology annotation, molecular function: monooxygenase activity; oxidoreductase activity, acting on paired donors, with incorporation or reduction of molecular oxygen; heme binding.